GCCGGAAGUGCCGAGAGCGCCGUCGGGAUGUCAGUUUGAGUCCCCUGGUUCCGGUCCAGGGAGGUCCGCGGGACGCCCCGCGCGGCGUGCAGGGUCUGAGGAGAGACGAGAGGGUUGCGGCCUGAGGGUGAGGAGGCGCCGGGAUGCGGAGUCCGUGCCCGGGGCUGCUGCGGGCGCCGGCCGGCCGCCCUCGCGCCAUCCCCACGCGCACCUGUAUUCCAGCUCCCCUGAGCACCUGGGGCCGCCGCCGCCGCCGCCUCCCGCAGACUAUGUUUCUGGUGCGCCUGACCUCCCAGCUGCUCAGGGUUGUUCCCCGGGCAGGCUGCAGUCGUCUGGGGCCUGUCUCGGAGGUGUUGGGCGGCCAUGCCUGCAGGCCUUGCUACAGCACACAGCCAACAGGCCCAAGCGGGGUUGCCUCCCUCCCCGGCAGGGGGAUCCAACUGGAGCUCGAGGAGAUGUUGGUCCCCAGGAAGAUGUCCAUCAGCCCUCUGGAGAGCUGGCUGACUGCCCGCUACCUCCUGCCCAGACUGGAUGCUGGAGCUUCAGCCCAGCUUUACAAGUGUCCCCCUAGCCAGGUAGGGGAAGGUGCUGAGCAGGGGGGUGAGGGGUUCUGGGAUGCAUCCUGGAUGCAGUGCAAAAACAUACUGAAGAUCCGCCGGCGGAAAAUGAAUCAUCAUAAGUACCGCAAGUUGGUCAAGAGGACCCGUUUCCUGCGAAGGAAGGUUCGGGAAGGACGCCUGAAACGGAAGCAGAUGAAGUUCGAGAGAGACCUGAGGCGCAUCUGGCUUAAGGCAGGCCUGAAAGAAGCCCCUGCAGGCUGGCAGACUCCCAAGAUCUACUUGAAAAGCAGAUGAGCCUAGUGUUCUGUCUGCCCCUGUUACUGCUGGUGACCUGUUGUAAUAAAUCCUGAGAGAGCUUG
This is a messenger RNA of Manis pentadactyla (Chinese pangolin), 919 nucleotides long. It is a transcript of the gene AURKAIP1, whose product is annotated as aurora kinase A interacting protein 1. Gene Ontology annotation, cellular component: mitochondrion. Lineage: Eukaryota; Metazoa; Chordata; Mammalia; Pholidota; Manidae. The transcript has 4 exons. Gene Ontology annotation, biological process: mRNA processing. The coding region runs from base 144 to 854 and encodes 236 amino acids. The record is from RefSeq and is a predicted model, not a curated record.